This is a messenger RNA of Andrographis paniculata, 1193 nucleotides long. RefSeq names its product (+)-neomenthol dehydrogenase-like. Bases 120 to 1034 code for a protein of 304 amino acids. The transcript is spliced from 5 exons. The record is from RefSeq and is a predicted model, not a curated record. Lineage: Eukaryota; Viridiplantae; Streptophyta; Magnoliopsida; Lamiales; Acanthaceae. Gene Ontology annotation, cellular component: membrane.
UUACCAAUGUGAAUUGACUUGGAGCCGUACUAUUUAAAUCCAGGCCAAAACAGGCCAAGUAGACUGUCGCCACAAACAUUUCUUGUCGUCUUCAAAUCAAAUCCAUCCAAUUUUCAUCCAUGGCUGGAGCAACAAAGAGGUAUGCAGUUGUCACCGGUGCGAACAAGGGGCUCGGUCUUGAGAUAUGUCGGCAGCUGGCGUCUCAGGGCAUCACGGUGGUGCUGACAUCUCGGGACGAAAACAGAGGCCUUCAAGCAGUCGAGAAACUCACUGCGUCUGGCCUUUCCGAUCAUGUCAUUUUUCAUCGACUAGAUGUGGCCGAGGAGGAUUCAGCAACUGCCCUGUCUGAAUUCAUCAAGUCCCAAUUUGGAAAGCUCGAUAUCUUGGUUAACAAUGCAGCAGUAACCGGAUCCGACAUCAAUUGGGAGCUUCUAGACCCGACCAGGGAUCAGGGCGCGACUGGUGCUCUUUCAGCGGGCAAAGUUGAUCAUAUAGAUUGGAGUGGCGUUGCAAAUGCUACCUAUGACUUAGUGGCGCAAGCGAUUCAAACGAACUACUAUGGUACCAUAAAGACUACAAAAGCUCUUCUCCCACUUCUAAGUCUCUCCAACUCCCCAAGAAUCGUAAAUAUAUCCUCUAUAGCGGCGAAGCUUGAGCACAUACCGAGCGAAUGGGCGAAAGGGAUCUUGAGCAACGAGGAAAACUUGACGGAAGAGAGAAUCGACAAAGUUGUGAGUGAGUUUGUUGAAGAUUUCAAAGAAGGGAGAGUUAAAGCCAAAGGUUGGCCUAAUUAUAUGGGUGCAUACAUAGUCUCUAAGGCGGCCAUAAAUGCCUACACAAAGCUUCUUGCUAAGCAAUACCCGACCUUUCGGAUAAACUCCGUGUGCCCGGGUUACAUAAAAACUGAUAUGAACAACCACACAGGGACAGUGCCGGUGAAUGAAGGCGCUGCCGGCCCUGUGAAGCUUGCAUUGCUUCCGGAUGACGGCCCUUCCGGAUGCUUCUUUGUCGACAAGGAUCUCCCUGAGCUCUAAGGCCGUAUACUCUAUGUUGAACUUUUCUUUUGUUUUUUUGUUAUCCCACAUAUUCACACAACACACCACCCAUUCGGGAUCAAAUCUGAAACCUUGUUUUCAAGGUUUGACUAUGUCCAACUUGUUAUAUUUUCACUUGGAUUUUGUUUUUUUGGUAUA